Messenger RNA from Nothobranchius furzeri (turquoise killifish), 2648 nucleotides. Its product is annotated as von Willebrand factor A domain-containing protein 5A. Lineage: Eukaryota; Metazoa; Chordata; Actinopteri; Cyprinodontiformes; Nothobranchiidae. The record is from RefSeq and is a predicted model, not a curated record.
CCUCCAUUGGGUCUCCGCCUAUGCGUACCGGGUUGUAUGUGUGGAUUUUACUGAACAUCGCAUUAACAGGUUUUCUUUAAUUUAAGGGAUUUUAAAAGAUAAUUCUUUAAACAUUUCCAUAUUUUACAACGGUAACGUUUUGGAAAGGAAGCAUGGAGCGUGCUGGUCUUUUAACAUCUGAUAGAAUACCAGUUCCUCUAAAGAGCAUCGAGGUGGACCUGGAGGUGAGGGACUAUGUAGCUACAGUGUUCUCCACUCUGAACUACAAGAACCAGGAGGACAAACCACUAGAGGCUGUCUUUGUCUUCCCUCUGCCUGGAGAUGCUGCUGUGUGUCAUUUCAGUGCUCAGAUUGGACAGACACACAUUGUAGCUGAGGUGAAGGAGAAACAGCAGGCUCGAGAGGAGUAUGAUGAUGCACUGAGCUCCGGUCAGCAGGCCUUCCUACUGGAGGAGAGUGAGCAGAGUCCAGAUAUAUUCUCUCUGAGUGUGGGCAGUCUGCCUCCAGGAGAGAGCGCCUCCAUCAGGCUGGACUACGUCACUGAGCUGGCUGUGCAGGCUGAUGAUGGGCUGAGGUUCUGUCUGCCUGCUGUGCUCAACCCUCGCUACCAACCUCGGGGUAGUGAAGGCCCCAGGGUCCAGGUGAGCUCAGUUCCAGCCUCUCUGGUGCCCUACAGUCUGUCCUUUUCUGUCCAAGUGUCCUCUACUCGUCCAAUCUGUAAAGUGGAGUCCAGCUGUUCCCUGGAGCCUCUUCAGUACCUGAACAGUGAUCAAACACAGGCCACGCUUAAGUUGGCUGCAGGACACAAGUUUGACAGAGACGUUGAAGUGCUGAUUUAUUACAAAGACGCCCACCAGCCCACUGCUGUGGUGGAGGCAGGACAGGCCUCUGCUCAACCUGGCUCACUGAUGGGUGAUCCAGUGGUGAUGGUGAGCCUGUACCCUGAGUUCCCUCAGUCUGUGAUGUCCUCACUCGCCUCCAGUGGAGAGUUUGUGUUCCUGAUGGAUCGAUCUGGGAGUAUGGGCCGGUCCAUCAAUUACAGCAAUCCACACGAAACUCGCAUAACUAGUGCAAGGGACACUCUGCUGCUACUGCUGAAGAGUUUACCUAUGGGCUGCUACUUCAACAUCUACAGCUUUUGGUCCAAAUUUAUACAGAUGUUCCCUGAGAGUGUAAAGUACAACAGGAAGACCAUGGAGGAGGCUAUGAAGAAAGUUCAGGAAAUGGGGGCUAAUCUAGGAGGAACAGAGAUCCUUCAACCUCUUCAACACAUUUACAGCCAGCCCUACAUUCCCAAACAGCCUAGACAACUGUUUGUCUUCACUGACGGAGAGGUGGGGAACACCAAAGAAGUGAUUGAUCUUGUGAAGAAGAAUGCAGGCUCCCACAGAUGUUUCUCAUUUGGGAUUGGAGAAGGAGCCAGCUCUGCUCUUAUUAAUGGGAUAGCCAAGGCAGGAGGAGGUCAUGCUCAGUUUAUCACUGGGACUGACAGGAUGCAACCAAAAGUGACGCAGUCACUGAAGUUUGCACAGCAGCCAGUCGUGGAGGAGGUCUCUGUCGCAUGGGAUUUACCAAAGGGAGUGUCCGCUACCGUCCUCUCCCCACCCAUCACAACAAUGUUUCAGGGUCAGAGGUCACUGAUUUAUGCCCAACUUACUGGAGAGAGUCUGGGUGCUUCAGAAGGCUGUGUGACUGUGAAAUACAGCCUGGCAGGUCAUCCUUUUCAGAACCAGAUAUACUUCAGUCUCAAACCUGCUGAUGACACGGGAUUAACACUCCACAGGUUGGCUGCUCACAGUGCAAUUAGAUCUUUGGAGUCAGAGCAGGGACCACACAGAGAACAGCAAGAUAGAGAGGUGAAGAAGGUGGUGGAGCUUAGUGUCCAAUCCGGAGUGAGCAGUUCUUUCACUGCUUUCAUUGCUGUUAACAAAGACAACGGCAAGCCAGUUCAAGGACCUCUGGUGUGUAGAAAUGUUCCAACACCUGUCUCUAAACGUCCUAAUGACACAGCUACCAGAAUGGCUCAAGUGUUGGCUUUACAACAAGGUUUUUCCGGACAGGGCAAGCCUGACAACGGUUUUCUCUCUAAAAUGAAGCAAAGAUUCUUCACCUUGAUGAAGCCUCAUAAACCACCUCAAAAGCCUAAUGCUGCUGUUGUCAAGCCUCCACCUAAAGAGAAAAGAGCUGCUGCACCUCCCCAACCUGAUAGAGACCCUCUGCUGCUGCUGAUCUCCCUCCAGAAAGCUUCUGGCUUCUGGCUGCUUGACUCACAUUUGGCUGAUGUGCUGGGAAAGACCAGUGAGGAGAUGGAGAUGUCAAAACCUACAGGAGUCAACAGAAAAGUGUACGCCACCUUUUUGGCUCUGAUCUGGCUUCAUGGAUUCAAGAUGGAUGCAAAGGAGGAGUGGGAGCUUCUGGCUGGGAAGGCUGCUCGGUGGAUCCAAGCUGAGAAUGCUCAGUGCGUGACAGAGUGUGUUGAUGCAGGAAACAAACUGCUGGGCUGCAGCGUGAAAAUGGAAGCUCUGGGGUUCUGAGGCAUGAACGUGGCCAGGACUGAGUCCAGGUUUCACAAGCCACAAUGUCCCUGGCCAUGCAAAGGCCUCCAAAAUUUAAGGUGGACUAAUUUAAUAAAACAUACAUGAACUGGU